AUGGCGUCCACAACUGAGAUUGAGAACUCCGACCUGCUCGUCACCUCAAACGACCCGGAGCACCCCGCGAAUCUCAUUCCUUCGCUGUGCGCAAAGUUUUGGACACUAGGCUGGGUUACCGGCACCGGCGGUGGCUGCUCUAUCCGGGAUGACGACCUCGUCUACCUCGCCCCCUCAGGCGUCCAAAAAGAACUCAUGAAGCCCCAGGACAUCUACGUCCUCUCACUCGCCGCCCAAGAAGCAUCCCUCAAGAACCGCGUCUACCUCCGCUCCCCGCCCUCCUACAAGCCCUCCCAGUGCACCCCCCUCUUCCUCGCCGCCUUCACCCGCCGCGGCGCCGGCUGCUGCAUCCACACGCACUCCCACUGGGCCGUCCUCGUCACCCUCAUCCUCGAGGGUCAAGGCCGCGCCGGCGGCAACGACAAGCUGUUCGAGAUCAACAACAUCGAACAGAUCAAGGGCUUCGGAAAGGGGUUCCAGAAGCAGGGCAACCUCGGAUACCACGACACCCUCCGGAUCCCCGUCAUCGAGAACACGGCACACGAGGAGGACCUGACGGAGUUCCUCGAGGAGGCCAUGGACAAGUAUCCCGACACCUACGCCGUGCUGGUGCGGAGGCACGGCGUCUACGUCUGGGGCGAUAACGUCCACAAGGCCAAGACGCAGUGUGAGAGCUUGGACUAUCUCUUCCAAUUGGCCGUUGAGAUGAAACAGUUGGGCAUCCCCUGGAUCAGCGACAUUCCAGUAACUGUUCCUACCCGGUCCUGA
Colletotrichum scovillei is the source of this 768-nucleotide messenger RNA. Its product is annotated as methylthioribulose-1-phosphate dehydratase. Gene Ontology annotation, cellular component: cytoplasm. Lineage: Eukaryota; Fungi; Ascomycota; Sordariomycetes; Glomerellales; Glomerellaceae. Gene Ontology annotation, molecular function: methylthioribulose 1-phosphate dehydratase activity; metal ion binding. The transcript is spliced from 3 exons. The record is from RefSeq and is a predicted model, not a curated record. The coding region runs from base 1 to 768 and encodes 255 amino acids.